Messenger RNA from Nilaparvata lugens (brown planthopper), 1844 nucleotides. Its product is annotated as U3 small nucleolar RNA-associated protein 15 homolog. Gene Ontology annotation, cellular component: nucleolus. Bases 229 to 1806 code for a protein of 525 amino acids. The transcript has 10 exons. Lineage: Eukaryota; Metazoa; Arthropoda; Insecta; Hemiptera; Delphacidae. The record is from RefSeq and is a predicted model, not a curated record. Gene Ontology annotation, biological process: rRNA processing; positive regulation of transcription by RNA polymerase I. Gene Ontology annotation, molecular function: protein binding.
ACAUAACCAUCAAAUAUCAAAACUUUCAAACAUUGCAUGCUGUUAGUUGUUUCACCUCGUGUUCAUAGUAAAAUAAAUCUGGGUGAUAUUUUAUGUUCUAAUUUCUCAAUAAAAACAUCUUUAAUUGGAGUACCGUAUUAAUACUUAACUUAUGAUGUAAUAGUGUUGAACAUUUUUCAUUUUUACUCUUAAACUUACUAGUUCAAACCCUCAUCAGAUCUUUCUAAAAUGACUGCUUUUAAGAAAACAAAUACUCAACUUUUUACAAAACCCAGGGCAUUAUCUACAGAAGACAAUGAUUAUUGGAAUCAAUUUGGUGUCCCCGCUCUACUGAAAGAGUUUGGAGCGAUCGAUUAUGUUGACUUUUCUCCGUUAGAACCUCAUCCUUUUGCUGUUACCUGUUCUGUUCGAGUUCAACUGUACAACCCAAUAACGAGAAGUGUUGUUAAGAAUUUGAACAAAUUCAAAGAGACAGCAUAUGGUGGCUCGUUCCGUUCUGAUGGUCUGUUAUUGGUUGCUGGAGGGGAGGAGGGUGUGCUCCGACUCUUCGAUGUCAGCUCUAAAGCAUUGAUGAGAGUUUUCAAAGGACAUACGGCACCGACUCAUCGUGCCUUUUUCACAUCAGACAAGACGCACCUGGUCAGUUUUUCUGACGACAAAACAGUGUCAACCUGGGAUAUCCCUUGUGAGACGAGGCUCAAUACGUUUACAGGCCAUACUGAUUACAUCAGAGCUGGCGCUGUAUCGUCGGUUUCCCCGAGCGUAAUUCUUUCGGGCUCUUACGAUGGCACAGUGCGUAUGUACGAUUAUCGAACAAAAGAUGAUGCGAUAUUCACAGCCAAUCACGGUGCUCCUGUCGAAUCGUUGCUCUUCCUACCUUCUGGAGGAAUAUUCCUAUCAGCUGGUGGCAAUGAAGUGCGAGUGUGGGACGCGUUCGCGGGCGGCAGGCUGUUGUCGAAGAUGUGCCACCACCACAAAACAGUCACCAGCCUCUGCUUGGCAUCAAACGGAACCCGAAUCCUGUCCGGCUCGCUCGACCGCCAUGUCAAAGUCUACAAUGUGUCAACCUACCAGCCAGUGCAUACAUUCGACUAUCCCAAUUCCAUCCUCAGUGUAGGAAUCAGUCCGAACGAUGAAACCCUUGUUGUUGGAAUGGUUGAUGGACUCAUAUCAGUAAGAAGACGUGGAACAGAAGUGGCAGUAUCCGAAAAAGUGACUAAGAAGAAAACAAACUACAGGUUUGCAGGAGAUAAUUACCGUUUGAACAACCAUGUAGAUGUAGUGGUGCCAUCUGAAAAGAUGACAGAAAAAACUCAUGAUAGAUAUUUUAGGACUUUCAAAUAUUCGAGUGCCUUGGCCUAUGGUCUGAACAGCUCUAAGGUCAAACCUCCCGUGACUGUGUCCAUUUUCCAGGAACUUAUAAGACGGAAAGGUUUCCACCAAGCAAUUGCUGGAUCGGAUUCUGCUACCAUCAAUAGAUUCAUCAAAUUUGUUUGGAAACACCUGGGAGAUUAUCGAUUUACCAGAACACUUAUCGAUGUAACAAAUAUAUUCCUCGAUGUUUAUGAUGAUGACAUUGGCAGCUUUGAUGAAAACAACAAGAAGCACAUUGAAGAGCUGAGACGACGCGUGAAGAAAGAGACCGAGUUCACGUACAAGCUGGCAACACUGCAAGGCUCGCUGCACAUGCUGCUGUCGGCUGCUUCCAUAAGAAACCACCUGGCUCAACAGAACACCGCCGUCGCCACCUCCUCGCUAGAGCCCACCCAAGCUGCACUCGAAACAAUAGUUUUCAAUGUUACCUGAUUUCGUAAAUAUAGAUUUUAUUCUUCUACUUUUUAAAA